Messenger RNA from Nilaparvata lugens (brown planthopper), 750 nucleotides. RefSeq lists its product as uncharacterized. The transcript has 2 exons. The coding region runs from base 400 to 750 and encodes 116 amino acids. NCBI's taxonomy places the organism in Eukaryota, Metazoa, Arthropoda, Insecta, Hemiptera, Delphacidae. The record is from RefSeq and is a predicted model, not a curated record.
UAUUUUAGAAUAUUUUAUGGGCCUAAAUUGCUGAAUUUUAUCAAUUCAUUAACAAGUUAAAAAUAAGACAGUUUAAAAGUAAUAUAGGCUACAAUCAGCAAUAAGCUACUCAGAAGUUGACAUUUGAUCUCUUUUAGUAUAAUAUUAUUUGUAAAAGAAGGCCGUAUAGUCAUAAAUAAAGGCAUACUGAGCAAAUUGACAGAUCUGAAUAUGACAUAAGACAAAAUAAGCUUUAAUUUGGUAAAUACCUUUUUUUAAGAAUAAUCCAUGUUCUGAAAAUUUUUUAUCACUGUCACCACUUUAUUCACUCACUUGUAAAUUCUAUCUUGUGGACCAAUAUAAAGGCCUUGUUAGCCAAACUUUCACUUUCUUAAAUUUUUGACACAUUAUCUUUUUAAAAUGAGUCUCUCUUUGUCCGCACAGAGUGAUGUAGCAGACACACUGCUGAUGGGAGAAGUAGCGGUAGUCGAUGCUGAGGGGGGCGCGAUGGAGUCCACUGCCCAGAUAUCUCCAGUCACUGCCAUGAAUCCUGGGAACAGUGAUAAAUCAUCAAAUAUCUCCCAAGAAGCGAGAAGGAGGAUUAUGUUAGAGGGGGUUCUCAAGUCAUUUUCUACAAUUUUAGGGAAAACAAUGGCCAGAGUAAUGAAGGAUAUAAAGGCGGAAAUGAAGGAAGUGCAGGAAUCAUUGGAGGAUAAGUCGAUUAUCAUCAAAUCAGAUUCGUCAAAUCAUACUAGAGAACUUGAUCAAUAG